Messenger RNA from Ceratosolen solmsi marchali, 1529 nucleotides. RefSeq lists its product as uncharacterized. Lineage: Eukaryota; Metazoa; Arthropoda; Insecta; Hymenoptera; Agaonidae. Gene Ontology annotation, cellular component: axoneme; ciliary basal body. Gene Ontology annotation, biological process: microtubule cytoskeleton organization. Bases 84 to 1529 code for a protein of 481 amino acids. The transcript has 5 exons. The record is from RefSeq and is a predicted model, not a curated record.
ACAAACCAGAAAAUUUUAUUUCCAUGUUACUGUGACUUGUAAAAAUUUGAACAGUUACACGUUUUAGAAAUGAGGGAAAGUGUAUGUGCUCGGCACGCUCUGGCAAUGAUUCAUUCUAUCCUCCAAGGCAUGAAAAGAAAAGAACCAAUGAGUAUGAAAAUAGAUGGGACGACAAAAGUUUUGGAAAGUACGUUCAGCGGGGCGAAGAGGAGGCACGUUACGCCAAGUUCGUUUAUGAUAUUACUCAAGACAUCGUCCGCAAUGGUCUUUAUACAGAUAAAGAAUUAAAAGAAGUUUUUGAGAAACAUCUAGAAAGAAGUUCCAGAUAUUUGAAUAAGCGAAAAAUGCUCUAUGAAAUUUAUCAAUUGAAAAUUUCUCUAAAUAUAAUGGACGAUUCCGAAGAGGACGAAAUAGAAGCUGAUCUCGUCUUUGCUGAAAAAUUCUCUAAAUUACAAAUACCCAAGCCUCCAACACCACCAAAAAUUCUUAACGAAAAUAAAAUUCUUGAAAAAUUACAAUCAUUUAAAGAACAGAAAAAUAAAAUUCACAAACCGAAUUCCUCAUUGGGUAGAAAAAGUGUUGUCCUGAUCGAUGCUAAUCCAGAGUUCAUGGUUACUGAACGGGACGUUCUUUCCACUUUGAUGGAUAAUCAUGUGGAUCCUGAACAAAUACAGCGUAUUUAUAGACAUCUUUUUCAAAGGAGCAAGGAUAUGUCUCUUUGUGAAGCUGUACAAGUUGGAAAAGAAGUUUCAUACACCCAUCGUUUAAAGCAAAUAGAUAGAGGUAUCAGUACGAUAUCAUUGGAUAAUGCUUAUAUAAAAGAAAGAUUACAAGGAAUUCUUCGAAAUCAGAAUAAAACAUAUUUGGAUGAAAUAUCUACACAAACAAUGUAUUAUAAAAACGAUUAUAUAAAUAAUAAAAGGGAUGAAAUUUCAGAAACAUUUGAACAAUUGAAAAAUGAUGAAUGUGACUGUAAAUUAAUAAAACGCAUAGAUUAUAAUGAAAAGGAAAUACAACCAAGCUUCUUCAAAAUUCCUAUUCAGAAAAUAAAUUCCUUCAACAAGAAAUUUAACAUUAUUGAUAAAAAAAUUAUGAAUAAAAGGAGUGAAUUAUUAAAAUCAAGAUCUAGUAAAAUAGAAUAUCACCAAAGGAAUAAUGUUUCAGAAAAUCUACAGUGUUUAGAUGAUAAUUCUACAGACAAAAAUAAAAAUUCUAGCACAGUUGAUAAUGGCGAUUUUUAUCAAAUUGCAUUAGUAGAAGAAAACGAAGGGGUUGAAGAGGAAAUCGAAUCCAAUAUUUCCAAUUUGUCAGAAAAAUCAAAGAUGUCGUCGACUACUCAAAAGGAAGAUAAGUCGUUUAACGAAGAUGAAAAUAAAGAUGACAGCACUUCUAUAGUGAGUGAAAUGUCGCACGAAAGUCUGAAAUAUUCAGACAACUUUUCGAAUGCUUCGGAAUCGAACAGCAACAUCGAUAUUAAUUUUAUAACCAAUGUAAAAUUACCGUUAUCAGUAUCUAAAGACAAGGUGUGA